Molecule: messenger RNA, 360 nt
Organism: Leishmania braziliensis MHOM/BR/75/M2904
Lineage: Eukaryota; Euglenozoa; Kinetoplastea; Trypanosomatida; Trypanosomatidae
Exons: 1
Coding region: 1-360 (119 amino acids)
Biological process (GO): iron-sulfur cluster assembly
Cellular component (GO): cytoplasm
Molecular function (GO): iron-sulfur cluster binding
Source: RefSeq, a predicted model, not a curated record
AUGUCCACGCCCGCCACCACGACGCAGGCGUUCAGCCUCAAGACGCGCCAGCCCAUCGCUGACGAGGAUGCUCUUCUCACGGAGGAGGACCGCAUCUUGAAACAGGCGACCAAAGGCGAGGACUGCACGACACGCCGUCGCGCCUGCAAGAACUGCGUGUGCGGCCGUGCUGAGCUGGAGCGCAAGCUUGAGGCGGAGGGCAAGCUUCCACCGGAGGGCAUCACGAUGCCGCCAGGUGGGUGCGGCAACUGCGCCAAGGGCGAUGCCUUCCGUUGCGCCAACUGCCCCUUUCUCGGCCAGCCAGCCUUUGAUAGCACCGAGGAUGGAAAAGUGAAGCUCAACCUCACAGAUGAUAUCUGA